GAGCUUGAGGAGGUGUUCUCGGGAUGGAUGCGGAAGCGCGGCCAAGGGAGCAGCCUGCUGGGCGGCAAGCUCAAGCAGCGCUACUUCGUGCUCUACUCGAACAAGGAGCUGCACUACUUUGACAGCGCCACGCCAAGCGACGCGUCGCGCCGCGGCCAGAUCCGGGUCGACGCGGCGGUGGAGAUGGAGCGGAGCAAGCCUCGCGACAAGAAGGACUUCUCGUUCGUGAUGAGGGUACCCGGGCGCGACUGGGUGCUCGACCCGGGAUCCGGCACGGCUUGGGCGGAGUGGGACGCUGCGCUGCGCCCGAUGCUGUCCCCUGCUGCGGCAGCCAUUGCCGCUGCAGCUGCGUCUGGCUAGUGCCAGGGGGAUCGUCGGCAGCUCCCAAGAGCUCGCGCGAGCCGAGACCCAAUAGCCUCUCAGAGCAGAGACUCGACCCGAUAGAGCCUCUCAGAGCAGAGAGAAGCACAGAGGGGCCGUGGCUUAAGCACGUGUUAGUUUCUCCGUCCCAA
Messenger RNA from Emiliania huxleyi CCMP1516, 512 nucleotides. RefSeq lists its product as hypothetical. The coding region runs from base 28 to 360 and encodes 110 amino acids. NCBI's taxonomy places the organism in Eukaryota, Haptophyta, Isochrysidales, Noelaerhabdaceae. The transcript is spliced from 2 exons. The record is from RefSeq and is a predicted model, not a curated record.